CCCUAGUAAAACCAUACGUGUAGAUGAACACAUAUAGCUCUUAAAACUCACAUCCUCCGUCACUCUUCCCAUUUCGGCCAUCAAAUUAUCAAACUAAAGUAAAGCCCACAAUGCCUUUCACCAUCCUUUCAACUCUAUAUACUUCAUCCAUUCCUUCUUUUUAACUGCAAUAUAUCCAUGCCAUUUUCACGUUUUCUAACCCAUAAUUUUGAUCAUUCGUAAUAGCAUGGAGAUGCCACCCUUUGGAGCUCUGUCUCCGACUUUAUGCCAUCUACUGAAGUAUGUGGGUGAUGCCGGAGAAGUCAGUAGUCCGACGACCAAUAUUCAGGAAGUCAACGGCUCUUGCUCAGAACGAAGAAGUUCUCUCCCCUUAGUCCUGUCUUUCAACAACCUCACAUACAGCGUGCAAAUCCACCGCCGCCUUAUGCUCCCGCCUUUCCUCCGCUGCGGCCGGAACAAACCCACCCCGCAGAAGAAGUUGCUCCUGAGUGACGUCUCCGGCCAGGCACGAGAAGGAGAAAUCCUGGCCGUCCUCGGCGCGUCGGGGUCCGGGAAGUCCACUCUCAUAGACGCCCUGGCGUGUAGGAUUUCAAAGGAGAGCUUGAAAGGAACCGUCACGCUGAACGGGGAGCCGUUGGAUUCCCGGCAACUCAAAGUCAUCUCGGCUUAUGUCAUGCAGGACGACCUCCUCUACCCUAUGCUCACGGUGGAGGAGACGCUCAUGUUCGCGGCGGAGCUCCGCCUCCCGCGGACUCUGUCGAAUUCCAAGAAGAAACAGAGAGUGCAUGCGUUGAUCGAUCAGUUGGGCCUCCAAAACGCCACCACAACUGUUAUCGGCGAUGAAGGACACAGGGGGGUUUCCGGCGGAGAGAGGCGGCGGGUCUCGAUCGGAAUCGACAUCAUCCACGACCCGAUUAUUCUCUUCCUGGACGAGCCAACCUCCGGCCUAGACUCCACCAGUGCAUUCAACGUGGUCAGCGUUUUGCAAAGAAUUGCUCACAGUGGAAGCAUUGUGAUCAUGUCGGUUCACCAGCCAAGUUCCCGGAUAAUGGGGUUACUAGACCGGCUCAUUUUCCUCUCCCGUGGAGAAACUGUUUACAACGGCCCGCCAGCCGAUUUGGCUCGGUUCUUCUCGCAUUUUGGGCAUCCCAUACCAGAAAGCGAAAAUCGGUCCGAGUUCGCACUCGACCUCAUUCGCGAACUUGAAGGUUCAACCGGGGGAACUAAAAGCCUGGUCGAGUUCAACCGCAUAUGGAGCAGUAAUCUGAACACUGAACCGGAAAUCGCGAUUUUUUUAUCAUUGAAAGAGGCAAUCAUGAAUAGCAUUUCCCGCGGGAAGUUAGUUUCGGGCGCCACGGACAACAGUGGUGGCCCGGUUCUAUCUGUCCCUACCCAUGCUAAUCCACUUUGGAUCGAAAUAUUUGUUUUAUCAAAACGGGCAUUCCGAAACUUAAGGCGUAUGCCAGAGAUUUUGGGCACCAGACUCGGAACCGUUACGAUAACCGGGUUCAUCCUGGCCACCAUGUUCUGGCGCCUAGAUGAUUCCCCGAAAGGAAUACAAGAAAGGCUCGGAUUUUUCGCCUUUGCCAUGUCGUUAACUUUCUACACAUGUGCGGACACAAUUCCGGUCUUCAUCCAAGAAAGAUACAUCUUCUUGAGAGAAACAUCGCACAACUCAUACCGCAGAUCUUCUUAUUGUCUUUCUCACGCACUCGUCUCCCUCCCGAUGUUGCUUUUCUACUCCUUCAUUUUCGUCGCCUUGACAUUUUGGUCAGUGGGGUUGAGCGGUGGAGCCUCGGGAUUCCUCUUCUACUACGCCAUCAUCUUAGCCUCGUUCUGGUGCGGUAAUUCGUUCGUGACCUUCAUCAGCAGCGUGGUCCCUCACGUAAUGCUCGGGUACAUUGUCGUAGUGGCCGUGCUAGCCUACUACCUCCUCUUCAGCGGUUUCUUCAUGAACCGUGAUCGGAUCCCGAUCUACUGGAUUUGGUUCCAUUACAUCUCUUUGGUCAAGUACCCGUACGAAGCGGUCCUCCAAAACGAAUUCGAGCAUCCUAACAAAUGCUUCGUGAGAGGAAUGCAGAUGUUCGACAACACACCGUUAGGUGUGCUUCCGGACUUAACAAAGGAACGGCUCCUGGCGAGCAUGGGUGACAUCUUGAAGACGGAGAUCACGGGCUCGACUUGCGUGACCACAGGCUCGGACGUUCUGGCUCAGCAAGGGGUCACUGGCCUAAGCAAAUGGGGCUGCUUGUGGGUCACCAUAGCGUGGGGGGUCUUCUUUAGGAUUUUGUUUUACCUCUCUUUGGUGAUGGGAAGCAGGAACAAGAGGAGGUAAAUAGUAUUCGGACGAAGUAAGGAAACAGAUGGGAAAGAAAAGAUGCAUGUCUCACGGGACUUCAAGGUUGUUGCUCCGGCCGUUUAUAAUAAUUGAUGAUUGAUUGUAAUGCUUUGAGACUUUGAGUGUAUUACAUGUAUUCUGUGUACAAUUGAACUAACUUAAUAUUACAGUUAGCCAUCUAUGUUUGGUUUUUGGAUAUUUUCAAGGGAAAUUGUUAGAAUCACUGACAAACACUUUGUCAUGGUGCGUCAAAAUAAAUACAAUAUUAG
Molecule: messenger RNA, 2607 nt
Organism: Cuscuta europaea
Lineage: Eukaryota; Viridiplantae; Streptophyta; Magnoliopsida; Solanales; Convolvulaceae
Source: the annotation of a GenBank genome assembly